This is a messenger RNA of Hirundo rustica (Barn swallow), 8966 nucleotides long. It is a transcript of the gene RIMS3, whose product is annotated as regulating synaptic membrane exocytosis 3. Gene Ontology annotation, cellular component: cytoskeleton of presynaptic active zone; presynaptic membrane. The coding region runs from base 228 to 1157 and encodes 309 amino acids. Gene Ontology annotation, molecular function: small GTPase binding; transmembrane transporter binding. Gene Ontology annotation, biological process: positive regulation of synaptic transmission; calcium ion-regulated exocytosis of neurotransmitter; regulation of synaptic plasticity. The transcript has 7 exons. The record is from RefSeq and is a predicted model, not a curated record. Lineage: Eukaryota; Metazoa; Chordata; Aves; Passeriformes; Hirundinidae.
GGAUCCCGUUUUUCCUGCCGCUCGCGCUCAUCCAUCGGAGGAUGCUCCGGCCAUGACGCGGCUGCCGGCGCGGUCCGGGGGCUCCGCGCGUCCCUCGGGAUCCGGGCUUGGCUCGCCGGGGAACUUGGCGGAGCUGCCGGUGGUCGUUGUUCCCCGCAAGGACGGAGCGCGGCCGCGCUGAUCCCGGGGCAGCAGAGCCGGUGGCGGUGCCGGCGGGAGCGCUGACCAUGUUCAACGGGGAUGCCAGCUCCUCAUCCGCCAGGAAUGUGGUGCGCAGCUCCAGCAUCAGCGGCGAGAUGUACAGCCUGGAGAAGAGCGCGCGCGGCAGCGCCGACUCCGUCAGCGUCACCGCCAGCAAGAAGCGACGCUCCAGCCUGGGCGCCAAGAUGGUGGCGAUCGUGGGGCUGUCCCAGUGGAGCAGGAGCACCCUGCAGCUCAACCAGACCGAGGGAGGCCCCAAAAAGCUGCGCAGCACCAUCCGGAGGAGCACCGAGACCGGCAUCGCCGUGGAGAUGAGGACCAGGGUGACCCGGCAGGGCAGCCGGGAAUCCACGGACGGCAGCACCAACAGCAACAGCUCCGACGGCACGUUCAUCUUCCCCACCACCCGGCUGGGAGCAGAGAGCCAGUUCAGCGAUUUCCUGGACGGGCUGGGCCCGGGGCAGCUCGUGGGGCGGCAGACCCUGGCCACCCCCCCGAUGGGCGACGUCCACGUGGGCAUGGCUGAGCGCAACGGGCAGCUGGAGGUGGACGUGAUCCAGGCCAGGGGACUCAUCCCGAAGAUGGGCUCCAAGUGCAUCCCUGCCACCUACGUGAAGGUUUACCUGCUGGAGAACGGCGUCUGCCUGGCCAAGAAGAAGACCAAGGUGGUGAAGAAAACCUGCGACCCCUCGUACCAGCAGCCGCUGCUCUUCGAGGAGAGUCCCCAGGGCAAAGUCCUGCAGGUGAUCGUCUGGGGCGAUUACGGGCGCAUGGACCACAAGUGCUUCAUGGGGAUGGCCCAGAUCAUCCUGGAGGAGCUGGAUCUCUCCAGCGCCGUCUCGGGCUGGUACAAACUCUUCCCAACCUCGUCCCUGGCCGACUCCAGCAUCGGACCCCUGACCCGCCGCCUCUCCCAGUCCUCCCUGGAGAGCUCCACCAGCCCCUCCUGCCCGUAGAGGCUGGGAUUGGGAAGGAGGCAUCCAAGGAGACCUUGCAGAACUGGUCGUGGAGAGCUGUAAAUAUCCUAAAUAUCCUUUUUUUUUUUUUUUUUUUUUUUUUUUUUUCCAUUUUCGAUCUCCUUCCCCCCCCCCCAAAACAAAUCCGCCCUCCCCGGGAAGGGAGAGGGAGCGAGGGCGGGCUGGGAAGGAGAGGAGAAAAUUCCCUCGGAGGGCUGCGACUGCCAACGAUCCCAGACUGUUCCCAGACCUCGUCCUGGAAGCUCCCAGGCUCUCUCCCGACCCCGCUGGGUCUGGCUGAGGACGAGGUUCCUUUGUCCUCCCAUCCCCUUCCCCUGCCUCCGAGGAAAAGGUGGCUUUUCCAAAGGGGGGAAAACCCCACGGAACUCGGAACAAACCCAACUCAGCACUAUUUUCGUUUCCCAAGGAAUGUAGCAUCUUCUCUUAUGUAGCUUUGCCACGUGCUAACAACACACUCACUGCAAUAUCCAAGAGAACUCCGGAUGGACCGGGAGCAUCUGCCAGUCUCAUCCCAUUUUGGUCGCUUUCCCAGCACUUUUGGUGGCCAUUUCCCUGCCUUUUUUUUUUUCCCCCUUUUUCCCCGGAUAUAUAUAUAUAUAUAUAUAUUUUUUUUUUCGGUUUUCCCGGGAGCAUGUAGCCUGUGACCGUUGCCAAAGCAAGAGGGGACAGGGAGAAGGGCGCUCGCCUCCCCUCGGCGUCCACUGGGCUCCUCCUCGUGUCUCCCCGCUGACCGCGCUCGUGUCCGGCCAAAACCGGAGCCAAAGGACAAACCCUGGGAUCGCCUCGCGGGAGGCGGGAAAAGGCGACCCAAGGGAGCGGGAAUAGCGGGAUCCUGGCGGAUCGGCUGCCUCCCAGCCCCCUCCUUCCCAGCUGGAGGGCUGGGAUGCUCUCCUCGGAGCUGGGAUGUCCUCCUUGGGGUCUGGCUGUCCCUCCUCAGGGUCUGGGGAGCCCUGCUUGGGGCUGGGAUGCUCUCCUCGAGGUCUGGAAUGCUCUCCUCGAGGUUGGGAUUCCCCUCCUCAGGGGUUGGGAUACCUUUCUUGGGGUCUGGAAUAUCCUCCUUCGAGCAGGAUGCUGUCCUCCAAGGCUGGGAUUCCCUCCUCAGGGGUUGGGAUGACCUUCCCAAGAUCUUGGAUCCCCUCCGGGAGAUGCCCUCCUUGGAGCUGGGAUCUCCUCCUCCUCCUCCAGACUGGGCCGUUCUCCUCCAGGUGUGGGAUUCCCUCCUCAAGGUGUGGGAUUCCCUUCCCGGGCUCCAGCACGCUCCCCACGAGGUCUGGGACGUGCUCCUUGGGGUUGGGACACCCUUCUGGAGAUCUGGGAUGCUCUCCUGGAUACCUGAAUUCCAAGCAGGAGCGGGAUCCAGCCCUGGAUCUCUCCAGGGGAGCAUCUCAAGAGCAGCUCUGGAAUUCGGGGGACAGACAAAGGAGCGGGAGUUCCUGAGCGGGAUGAGCGUUUUUGGGGUUCUUUUGUUCGUUUCGUUCGUUUUUCCAAGCAGCAUUUUGGUUCCCUCCGAGGGAUCCAGUUCUUGUAGCAAACCCGGGAAUUACGGAAGCUUUUUUUGAAGGUGCCUAUUGAAAUUUGCUGAAAUUACUCAGGGGAGACACCACUAGAAACUCUUGGUUUCUUCAUCAAAUAUUCCUAAAUCCAAUGACUGUCCUGAAGGAUCAGUUCCCAAGAGAGAAGGAACAAAAUCCCGACACGCCAGAAGAUGAGGAGACUGGAAGGGGACAAGAGGUUCAUGGGGAAUUUCACGGGGCUGGCUCUGACCUUCAGUCUUCACCACAAAGCACCCCACGGCACGGCUGGGGUUUUUUAUAGGAUUCCUUCUCGGCAAAACACGGAAUUCCACGACGCACAGAGCACAACAAACCCACCUGGGCUUCUCCUGGUGGCACCGGGAAUGAAGAACCAGCUCAGCCAGAGCGGGACAAACCCAAACCGGAAGGAAAGGACUGUUGGGAUGGAACUGUUCCCUCCACAAACCCAACCCCAAACCCGGGGGUCCAUAAAACCAAACCUGGGAGUCCUCAACCCCAAAUCUGGGCAAUCAUAAAUCCAGUCCCAGGGGUCCACAAAUGCAAACCUGAGGGUUCACAACCCCAAACCUGGGGUUCCACCGAGCCAAAACCCGAGAAUCAACAACCCCAAAUUGAGGGAAUCAUAAACCCAAACCUGGGGGUUCUCAAAUCCAAGCCUUGAGGUCCGCACCCCCAAAUCUGGGGGCCCAAAAGCCCAAACUUGGUGUUCUGUAACCCCAAAUCUGCGGUUCUGCCGACCCAAAUCUGGACCCCCAAACUUGGGUGUUCACAAAUCCAGAUCUGGGGAAUCAUAAUUCCAAACCUUGGGGUCCACCGGUCCAAACCUUGGGGUUCCACAGACUCAGAUCUGGAGUUCCAUAACCCCAAAGCUCCACAGCCCCGAAUCUCGGGCUCCACAAAUCCCCAGACCUGGGAGUCUACAAACCAGACCCGCGGGUCUGCGAACCCAAACUUUGGGGUCUGCGAACUCAAACUUUGGGGUCUGCGAACUCAAACUUGGGGUUCCACCAUCCCACACUUGGGGUUCCACGAUCCCACACUUGGGGUUCCACGAUCCCAAACCCGUGGCCGGCGGGACUCGUCUGCACCGUGGCCAAUUCGCUCGGCACCGCCACAACCUCGCUGACGGGGACUCGGAGCUGCUGCCGUGACUUUGCCGAGCCCAAACCACCAAGAAGGGAAUUUGCCGGAUCCUGCUGAGCUGGGAUGGGGAAAAGUUCAUCCUUUCCAACCCCGCCCCGUGAAGGAAGAAGGAUGAAAUCCUCCUCUGCUGGUUGGAGCGCGGGCCGCGAUUCCUGGAUGGAGACCUCUGGGAAUGUGAAUCCUGAACCUCUGGUGGUUUGGGGAACGAACUCGGUGCCCUGAGUGCUGAGACAGGAACAAACAAUGCCUUGGACUCGUCGUUCCCUCCCGAGCACGGGGCCAUUCCGCGAGGCCGACGGAAUCACGGCGAACGGAAUUCCACGAGGCUCAACCUGCCGGAGCCUGUGCCGGAUUCUCGACUCUCCAUGAGGGAAAGCAUCCCAAAAGGAAAAGCUUUCUCCUCCUCCGAGCUGCCGCUCUUCCCUCCGGCUUCAUCAGCUCGGUUCUGACGGGAAAACUCCAAAUGUGCCGUGGUGGGAUUGUCCCAGGCGGAGCGGGAGCGUGGGCAGAGCGGGGAGCGGAGCAGGGACGUUCUGCUCCUGGCGUGGGCACAGCUUCCCACCCCCUCCGCAUUCCCGCAUUCCCUGCCAGGAACAUCCCACGGCUGUGCCGUGCCUGGAGCAGGAGAUGAGCAGCGGAACCACGCGCUCCCCGAGGGCCAGGGAGAGAAUCCCUGGGUUUCUGCUGGAAAAAUCCCGGUGAAAUUCCACCCGGGAACGAGGGAGAGCCGAAGGUUUUGGCGCUGGGAUCACCGAGGAUGAGUCGGGGGUGACAAGGACGAAGUGCAGCCCUCGGUGGGAGGGGUUCCUCCUGCUCCUGGAGGAGUGGGAACACCACGGAGCGACACCGAAAUCCAGGGAAACAUUCCCUCCUUCCCUUCCAGUCCCCCACUCGCUUCCCAGCGGGAACGACCCACCUUAAACUGCCGUGGGAAACCCGGACUGGGGGAAGAGCCGGGAUUGUGCCACACCGGGGUUGCAGCAUCAUUUCUCAACCCCCAGCACCUCGUGUCGGACGUUUUCCUUCCUCAAACGACGACAAAAACACAGCCAAGACACCCAGAAAUCCCAAACCGAGCCCCGUGCCAGCUCCUGAGGGGAUGAGCUCCAUCCCAGGAAAAAAUUCCUGCACUCCAAGGUUGGUUGGUUGGUUGUUGUUUUUCUGGGGGAAUGUUUUCCCGCAAAGGGCAUUUUCUUGAUGUGCAAUAGGAUUUGCAAAAUUCCCUGGAAGAGAUUGUGAGUUUGAUGAUUUCCUCUAUUUUCUGUCAAGGAAAGAAAUCCAAACCACUGGAUUUGGCACAGAUUUUGUUGGUUUUUGUUUUUUUUUUUUUCCUGGAAAGAGGAAUGAAUGUGGAGUUAAAUCAGUUUUUCAGCCCGUUUGACACCCAGCCCCCGCCCGACACUGCCAGAGCUGAAAUCCAAACCCCCAGCCGGAAUCACGAGGAUGGACUUGACAAAAAAACCCCUUGGAAUGAUGCUGAAACAUCCCCUAAAAGCUGACAAAAUUCACACAGAGCACAGAAAACGCUCCAAGAUUCCGGGCCCGAGUUAUCCCUGGUUUUCCACCAGCCUGGAAUGGGUCAGGUUUGCCGAAGUCCAGUGAAAAUUUCCAAGGAAUUGGGAUCAGUCAGAAUCCAGCUCCUGUUUCACCACCACCAUCAGGGCACGCUGAGAACCUGGGAGAGGAGGUUUGGAUGGAGUUUUCCCGAAAUCCAGAGGAAUACAGCACCAAAUCCCUGAACCUACUGCCACAGAGCACAGAGAGUGGAGGGAAAAAAUUCCCUCCACCUUUCCCAGCCCUGCCAACCUUUCCUCCAGGAGCUGGGAGCUCCUGAUUCCAAACAGACCAGGAAUUCCUCAGGAAUGGGAUCAGGGAUUCCCUUGGCUGACAGGGAAUCUCUUCCGUUCCCACAACUUGGGAAAUCCAGCCUGGAUUCCACAAUUCCCACCUGGACUCACAAACCCCAGCAGGGCAGGGAGGGUUUUUCCAAAAAAGUGCACCAGGGAUGUUUUCCCAGGCGGAAAACUUUUCUUCCAGUUGACUCAGACGCUUCUUUCCGGACGGAUGGGAAACUCCUGGAUGUGGGAACCUCUGGAAUGUUUGGGAUUGCUUUGGAAAAAAUCACGGAAUUGUGCAGAUCGAGGAACAGUGGCCGGGCUGAAUCCAACCUGAUUUUUCCUCACGGAUGGGAAGAGCUCUCCCUGCUUUCCCUGAGGAUUUCACGGCUGCAGAUGGAUGUGGAGAAUUCCCUGCGGGAACAGCAAGGUUUGCAUCCCGCUCUGCCGGCCCUUUCCCGGUGUUUUUGCAGCAAAGCUGUUCCGACUGGAAGUUUCCCCUCUGCUCCACAGGAUCCCAGCCUGGUUUGGGUGGGAAAGAUCCCAAAAUCCAUCGAAUUCCAGCCCUCAGAGGCUGCUCCAAGCCCCAUCCUGGGACACUUCCAGGCACAGGUUUCUCGUGGAGAAACCCUUUCCCAAUCCUUGGCUGGUUGGUUAAAGGCGUGAAAAAAAAUCACUUUUAGGAGCUGAGAAGCUGCAGGAAAGACUUUUUAGGAUUUAAAAAAAAAAAAAAAGGCAUCCCAAGUAACGGGGCUGGAAUUUUUGGGGGUCACUCCAUGACCGGGUGGGACAAUCCUGCUCACCUGAGGAAGAUUUUGGGGUUAAAAAGCCUUGGAAAAGCGUCCAAGCGUUGGUCUGGGUGUCUGAGGAACCUCCACGUUGUGGGAACCCCCCCGAGCAUCCCUCAGGAACACCGGGAUGGGCUCCAGGGAUCCGGGAGAAUCCAGGAGAUCCCGGUGCUCCCCCAGGGUCGGGAGCUGCCGUGCCCAGCUGGAGCUCCGGUUCUUGCUAUACCUCAUCCUUUCCUUUUCCUUGGAUCCUUCCCUCUUCCCACUUUUUCCAUUCCUUUAGGACCCAGAGCUUGUGCACUCGGCCACAUCCAGGGUUUUUGUUUGUGUGUUUGUUUGUUUGUUUCCCUGUGGAACGAAAAGCAAUCCAUGAUUGGGGCGGGCAACUCCCAACCCUGCUCCCUUUGGGAUUUGAGCCCAGGGCAAGGGAAUCCCGGGGCUGGAGGGAUGAUCCAGAGGGAUCCAGGGGCUGGAGGGAUGAGCCAGAGGGAUCCCUGUGCCCCUUUCCCAUCUUCCCUGUCCAGCAGCUCCUCCAGGGCUGCCCUGAACCCCCCAAAACCUUCCCAGGGGUGGGCGAGGGCCUCAAUUCCAAAAUCCAGGGCUGCUCCCGCCUUUGGAAGGGCACAAAUCCCUUCCCAAAUUGAUUUCCAAAGCCCUUGGAGGGGCACAGAGCCCUUGGAAGGGCACAAAUCCUUUUCAAAAGCCCUUGGAAGGGCAAAAAACCCUUGGAAGGGCACAAAUCCCUCUUCAAAACCCUUGGAGGGGCACAAAUCCUUUUCCAAAGCCCUUAGAAGGGCACAAAUCCCUCUCCAAGUAUCUUGGAAGGGCACAAAUCCCUCUCCAAAACCCUUGGAGGGACACAAAUCCCUUCCCAAAUCCUUUUCCAAAGCCCUUGGAAGGGCACAAAUCCCUCUCCAAAGCUCCUGGAAGGACAAGGAGCCUCUGGAGCGGGCAGUGAAGGUGUCCCACCCUCGGGAGAGGACGGGUGUGGAAUGCUGAUCCCAUUCCCUACAGGAUCCCAGCUCCCUCCGGCUCCAAAAGGAGUUUUCUCCCGCCACAGGGAAUAUCCCAAAGGAAUUCCCCGAUCCUGAGGGAGCCCCUGAAUGUUCAGAGCACUUUGAAGUUGGUGGCCUUGUUUUCUUAAAGGGCUUUGAUCCUUUCAUGAAAGGAGAGAAUCUUUCCCCAAUCCCAUCCUCCUCCUCCUCCCCAGCUCGGAAUUCAUCCCAGGAAUGUUCAGGAUGAUCCAGGACUCCGGAAUCUGUCAUUAAUCCCUCAAGUUUACACCUAAAAAAGCGGCUCUGGGGAGAGGAAAGUCGGGAAUUUCUCCUGGAAUUUGGGUUGGCAGCAGCACCAGGAAAAUAAAAAUGGAGUGGGCGGUGGGGGGGGGGGAAAGCCCUGAUGGAUUUUUAGGAAUAGGAAAAAGAAGUUUGGGAAUGUUUAUCCCGUCCGAAAAUUCUGGAUUUUCCAUGCAAACAGAGGGAUUUUAUCCAUAGUAAGCAAUCUUUCCAUACCCAGCUUCCCCCCCUAAAAAGUUUGAGGGGGGAAAAAAAAGGGAAUUCUGGAAUUCCAGAUCGGUUUGGGUCCAUUAAAAAUAAACCAGAAGGGAAUAAAAGCCUGGGAAUGAUGAGGGACGAAAGGCAAGGAGGUGCUCCCAAAGCUCUGCCAGAAAUUCCAAACCCUUGGAAGCUGAGGCUGAAAGGAGGGAUGGGGCUGAAAGUGCAAAACCCCACCAGGACCCCAAAAUCCCUCCCCAUUUUCCAGCCUCAAAUCCGCCCAAAUCUGCAUGGAAAGGGAUUACCAGGAGAGGUGGGGAAGUGUCAGAGCUUAAUUAAUCCCGAGUUAAUUAAGCACUAAAUGAGAAGGUGACAGCUGAGGGGGGGAAAGGAGAGCCAGGGGAAGACUUUCCUUGGAUAUUUUAGGAUUUCUGGGAGCUGGGAUGGGAGCAGUGACUCCACCUCGCUCAAUUUGUGCUAAACUCGGUUUAAUGACAGAUUCCUCCCAUUCCACAACUCCACCCUCCCCAAAAAAUCACCGGGAACGGGGGGAACUGGAGCAUCCUUGGAGCCCCAGUCCCACAUCCAAGAGAAGGGGAUGGGUUUGGGACGGCUACAGAAAAAGCGGGAAUAUUUAAAACAAAAACAAAAAACCCACAAAAAAAAAAAAAAAAAAAGGAGCAAAUGGAAUUUUCUACCUGUGUCCCGUCCCGUUUUUCUAUGUGUGUGUGGUCCUUUCUUAAAUGUCAAACUCUUGUAUUUUUGUGGUUUCUAUCUGCGGGACCGACGGCUCUGAGGGCGCACGUUGUUUUGUAAAAUAUUCCUGACAUUUUUUUCCUUCCUCAAAAAACAAAAAAAAAAAACCCCAACAACAACUACAAAAAAAAAAAAAAAAAAAAGGGAGGAAAAGCUGAAUUAUUUCACCUUUGAAUUGGCUUUGCAUGUACAGUAUCGGGGCAGCAAGUGGAGAUGAUUAAAGCCAGCUUGAAAACUU